This is a messenger RNA of Beauveria bassiana ARSEF 2860, 171 nucleotides long. RefSeq lists its product as uncharacterized. The coding region runs from base 1 to 171 and encodes 56 amino acids. The transcript is spliced from 4 exons. The record is from RefSeq and is a predicted model, not a curated record. NCBI's taxonomy places the organism in Eukaryota, Fungi, Ascomycota, Sordariomycetes, Hypocreales, Cordycipitaceae.
AUGUAUCCUUACGCGAUCAGCUUUGUCCCGAAAAGUCAAUCCGGGAUACAAACUGUGCGACGACACUGUGUUGAUGGGACGAUUCCCGUGUGUCGACCAAAGGCCAAGAAACUUGAAAAGUGGCAACGAAAAAGACUUGCAUCUCCGAGACUGGUAAACUUUGCAGACUGA